AUGCAGCUUUUUGCCUGUCAGGUCCCCUUCACGACUCCACCACCAGCUGCCCAGCUGGCCUCCAUUUUCCCCCAAGUGAAGGCUUGGUCAGGUCAACAUGGUUCUUCUGGGGAGGAGAGCCUGGCCACCACCCAAUCCAGGCCUUCGCUGCAUGACUCCUCCUGUAACCCUAAGAGCGUUUACAAGAACUAUCGAUGUUGGCAAUGCUUCAAGUCCCUGGCCCAGAGGCACCAUCCCCAAAGUCCUGAUACAGAAGCUCUUUCCUCUGUGAAAGAGUAUGUCGAAAUCAUGGAAGGUCUGCUUGGACCUGCCCAUUCGGCCAGUGUGGAGCCAGAUGCAAAAUAUGAAGAAGAGGAAUAUGAGCAACAACAGGAAGACACUGGGAUGUACCCAGACCCAGGACUCCUGAGCUACAUUGACGACCUGUGUUCACAAGAAGAAUUUAUUACCAAGGCAGAAGCAGUUAUUCACCCUCAAUUCCUGGAAAUGUUAUUAUCACCAGAAUCACAGAUAGAUCCCAUGUCCUUAACACAGAAGCUGGAGGAAGAAGAAGGGCUUACUCUCACCCAGGUAAACCAGAGGAGGAAGGGAAAAUAAUACCAUGAAACCCACAAGAUUUCACCUAACCUAAGAGUGCCUCGGCUGCACAGCUUCUGGGGAAGGUCAGCUUCACGUGUGGAAGCAGAUGCAGAACCAGGAGGUAGGAGACAAUGGAGUGGCUGAGAGGAAGAGCGAUAAGGAAUUGUGGCUGGGAAAACCACACAGGAGGAUGGACAAGUAGAGCUGCAGUACUGUUAUUGAACCACACUCAUUUCACUGACUUCCCUGAUUCCUGUCCCAAUAUCAUGCUCUCCACCACCAGCUCAUCCAUGUGUUCUCACAACCUGUACAGAAUCAGUAAUUACACAUUUUCCUUCCUUCCAGCUGGUAGAGAAGUGACUACUGGAAUUGAAAGGAGAAGUGGGUGUGGACGCACCCCCAACUUAUGGUAUGCCAACCAUGGAGUCACUCUCUACAGAAUAUGACACCAGUCAAGACUCAGGGAGCAUAGAUAACCAUGGUCUUCAGCUAGGGAUCAGCGAGAAAACGGGCACAAGAAGGUUGAAUGC
Molecule: messenger RNA, 1109 nt
Organism: Loxodonta africana (African savanna elephant)
Lineage: Eukaryota; Metazoa; Chordata; Mammalia; Proboscidea; Elephantidae
Product: NUT family member 2D-like
Exons: 4
Coding region: 1-597 (198 amino acids)
Source: RefSeq, a predicted model, not a curated record